AUGGGCUUUGGGAGGAGUAUGCUCAGCCAUUUUCUGGCGGUUGUGGUUUUCUUGGUAGCACGGUCCAUCGCAGGCUUCACCAACGCGUUUGACGGCAUCACGAGCGGGUCGAGCGUGGCGCUGACCUGGGACGCCGUGGAACCGCAACACUACCCUUUGCGCAUCACGGCGCAGGUGAUUGAUAAGAAUGGUGACGGUUUCAGCGCGAAAGCAUAUCGGUUCAAUAUCACAACUGGCGCCAGUGGAACUUCAUACUUAUGGGCGGGGGCGCCAUACCCGCUUCGUUGGGUUCCCAGGGGACUCUACCAGCUCGAGCUGAGGCCGAUGACCUGGACUGGGGCUGAUGUGCCCUUGCUGGCCAAGUCGCCAUUUUUCAGCAUCGAUUCUGGGAAUGCGGCGCAGACGGAUGGGCCAACAGACGAGCCCACGGCACCAGCAGAUCCCCCGAGCGACGACGGUCCGGUCAUUAGCAAGGCGGCAGCUAUUGGACUCGGUGUGGCCGUCGGGGUGCCUGCGGUGGUGGGAGCGCUGGUUGUGGGCUGGUGUGUCUGGAAGCGGCAGCAAAAGGCGGCCACGGAAAAGAGGCGACUCAAGAGAAGCGAGUUUGUCAUUAGCUGA
Messenger RNA from Chaetomium globosum CBS 148.51, 618 nucleotides. RefSeq lists its product as uncharacterized. The record is from RefSeq and is a predicted model, not a curated record. The transcript is spliced from 3 exons. The coding region runs from base 1 to 618 and encodes 205 amino acids. NCBI's taxonomy places the organism in Eukaryota, Fungi, Ascomycota, Sordariomycetes, Sordariales, Chaetomiaceae.